UGACUUGUUAAAUCUAAAUGCACGGAUUGAGAUGUUAUUUACUUCAACAUUAGAUUAUUGUGUGACUAAUCGGACGAAAAAAGUGUACACACAUUUCAUUAAGAAGCAAGCCACUCUGGAGUAAACGGACCAUUUUAAAUUAAUUUAUUUUUAAGAUGUGUGAAUGGCUCACUGCAGAGUCUCGUAUAUUAAAGUAAUAUACUUUUUAUAUGCUGAUGCAGAGCAUAUCUUGACAGUUGACAAGUUUUAAGAGAAGUGCAUUAUCAUUAUUUUAUAAUAUUUACCAGAGCACUAGUUGUUCAUUGGUAUAAAAAGUACAGUGUGAUGAAUCAUAUGGAUUACGUAAAGUCCUAAAAAAGUAAUACUUAUAGACAAAUGAUAUUCUGGUCUCAACUCAACGUCAAUCAGUUGAAUGGAUGAACUACAGAACUAAUACACUUUAAAUACUCUCAUGGUAUUAUUUUUUACAGAACUUCUAAUAAAAAAUGAAUGGACUGAAAAUGGACAAACGAUGGAUUAUUGUUAUAAUCGUACUAGUCAGCGCCCAAGACAGCAGCGGUUCGAUUGGCAAUGCUUGCUAUGGGACUAAUAUUGCAUGCGAUUUCUACAGCCUUCAAUGUCCACAAGGAGAAAUCAUUCACCUCAAUAAUCUCAUCGCUGGGGGGAAAACGAACCAGACAUGUCGAUCCGAGCAACACUGCUCAGGAGGGCUUGACUGCUGUUCGUAUAGCCAAGGGGACAUAACCUCUUCUUUCAACCUAGAGAACACGUACCAUACAUACAGAAACUGUUCUGGGCGACAAUCAUGUGCAGCCAUUCAGGCUCCCUGGCAGCGCUUGGACGGUCAGACGUUUUCGUCGUAUGUUCAAAUUGAAUACAACUGUGAGAGAGCUUCAACGAAGAUACCUAUGUGUGGAAGCAAUCCAAGCAUUUACAACUCUUCAGCGGAAGUAUGGUUCGACGGCUCAACAGAAACCUUUGAUCCCACCAAGGCCAGCAAAGAAUGCAGAUGUACAAUCAAGAAUAACCAAAUAGGGAGGGGUCUAGAAUUGUACAUGUAUCUACUGGAUGUCCGACUAGAGAGCCACUAUGUAGGGAAUGUCUCAUCCGCAGCGUGCUCCAGUGCGCAAUUCUCCUCAGAAAUGAUUGUCAUUCAAUGUGCCAAUACAACUCAGCACUGGGUGACUAAUUUCAAAUAUUACGAUGCAAACAGUUUAACUCACCAGUAUUCUAAAGUAUUACAAUCCGGGCAGACAACAGAUAUUGGACUCGCAAGCCUUUAUAAAGAUGGACAAAGAGACGCUCCAGCUAUGGUUUGGAUCAGGAUUGCUUCAGCAAGAUCGACUGACACAUUUGAGAUAAAGUGCGAUGAAGUAACUCCUGCAGACUUCACAACAACAACUACAACUGUUGCAACAACGACGACAACACCAACUACUACAACAACUACACCAACGACUACAACAACUCCAACGACAACGACAACACCAACUACUACAACAACUACACCAACGACUACAACAACUCCAACGACAACGACAAUACCAACUACUACAACACCAACUACUACAACUACAACAACGACAACACCAAAGACUACAACGACAACACCAACUACUACAACAACAACGCCAACGACGACAACAACAACAAUACCCACAACUACUACAACGACACAAUCAACUACAUCUACAACGACUACAACUACAACACCAACCACAACAACAUCAGCACCGUCGACAACUAGGACGUCCACUUCAAAUAUAAGAACAACAACAACAAAACCUGCGUUGACCAGCAAACCUACAGUUAUAACAGCCCCAACAACAACAUCAACAUCUGAACCUACAACAGUUAUACCUGUUACACCAAUGCCUUCCGCGACGACGAGGCGAACAACUAAUGCACCAAGGACAACUUCCGGUUCCGCCCCAUUGGUGAAAGACAGUGACGACAAUGACACGAAGACAAAGAUAUACCUCGCCAUUUUGGUUCCAAUCGCCGCCGCCAUCGCAUUCGGAGUGAUCUUCUGCAUGUGGCUAUACUGGAAACGAAAUAACAAAAGACCAUUGAAACUUCUACACCAAAAGAAACAAAGAACGAAGUCCGAGAUAUACAGGGUAUUUAGUAAUCCAAAAGGAGACAAUGUUCUUGAAGAUAUAAUCAAACGUGAACACGGACUUAGAACUCCGUCCCUCCAUGAGUCAAAGCCUGCGUCGGUGUUUGGGCCAGACCAGCCGUCCUUCAGUCAUUACGUGUCUGGCGUUCCAGAUCCGUACGAAGAUGCGUUUGUGAUCGGACCCUCGCACGCGCACGAUAAUCCACUCUAUGAAGACGUCGAUGACAAAAAAUCGCCUUUGGAUGGGAACGGUCCAUAUGUUAUACCAUUGAACGUUACUGAGGAAAACCCGGACAAACUCCCCGAGCCCCAGUCUAAUGGGAUAAGACCGCGAACUACUUAUAUCAAAUUAAAACAUGCUCGACCAUCUACUAAAAGCAACGUGCCAGCGACUUCAGAUCUUACUGAUUCUACAAAAGAUAUUGCAGAUGUGUACGAGCCCGGCGAAACCAAAGGCGACUUACAAAAUAGUGCUAAUAAGAUUCCAGGCACUCCACGACCGAUAGUUAAUACUAACCCAGACGGGUCGGUGACAGUGCAUAUUGACAAUGUAAGCAAUCCAAGUGUGCCAAACUCCGCACGAUCCACUCCUGGCGCGUCUUCGCCCGUCUCCAGUAGAACAAGGUCCCCGGAGAGGGGAGGUAACGGAGCAGUCAUACAAAUUUAAUCCGAUUGUGGUUAUGUACUCUGAGAGUUAGAAGCAAUUCUCCUAUCGUAUGACGUCAUAUUUGGAUUACAUGUAUAUAAGGGUUUUCAAACAAUGAUGUUCCCAGUUUUUUUAUUUUUGCAGGCUUCAUGCCGAGGUGCGAUAAAUAAUUAUUAGUUUUAUGUAUUCGGUAUUUCGAAUCAAGUGAACUAAAGUAGCGGAAGAGAUUCGUUCUUUAAGCUUAAGUAUAUAUUCAUACUAAUAUGACACGUAUCUUAAGUGCUUUGUGGUUAUUUUGUUUAAAGAAAACGAUACUGUGAUGAACAUAAUAAAGAUGUUACUAAGUUUGUUUUUGUAUAUAAUUUGUAUUUUCAUAUUUCAAUUAUGCCCUGUCAUUAUAAAAUGUAUGAAACUUCUUUAUUGUACAAAUAAAUAUUUUGAAAUAAAGAUUAUUAAUAAUGUA
Molecule: messenger RNA, 3228 nt
Organism: Mya arenaria
Lineage: Eukaryota; Metazoa; Mollusca; Bivalvia; Myida; Myidae
Product: mucin-17-like
Exons: 7
Coding region: 486-2786 (766 amino acids)
Cellular component (GO): extracellular matrix
Source: RefSeq, a predicted model, not a curated record